This is a messenger RNA of Ilyonectria robusta, 489 nucleotides long. RefSeq lists its product as uncharacterized. Lineage: Eukaryota; Fungi; Ascomycota; Sordariomycetes; Hypocreales; Nectriaceae. The transcript has 3 exons. The record is from RefSeq and is a predicted model, not a curated record. Bases 1 to 489 code for a protein of 162 amino acids.
AUGUGGUCUGUGGUGGUUUGCCAGGCCGUUUCGUUUCGACCGCCAGAAGUAAGUCUAGGGUCCUCUAGGGCUCCCUCGUCCGUCCCUUGGCCUCGGGUCGUCCCCCUCUUUCUGGGCUGCCCUUGGGCUCCGGCACGGCGGCCAGCUCCUGCGAGUUGGCCUGCGAUUUGCCGUCCUACGGCCUCGUUCGUCUGCGUCUUGAUCGGGCCAUGGCGUUGGGACGCACCGGGCGAACCACCGGCGCCACUGCCACGCCCACGCGCGCGCCCUGCUUCGCUUCCGUCCGCGCUGCAACAAGGACGCUACGCCAUGUACGCUACAAUUUGUAUUCGUCUCUUGGGAACCGGCUCAACGCCACCGCAGAUGGGACGUCGGCGGGCCGCUCCUUGGGUCGGGGCCAGCCAUGUACGAAGGGAGCAUGGGAACAAGGAGCAAGGACCGAACCCAGAGGCUCCGCUGCCCGAUGCCAGACGCGCAGGAGACUCGUAA